UUCACCUUUCAAGCGCGUGCAUAAUGCCGUUCAGUUGCAUUAACGGAACGGCAGCGGGCAACACUCUCAUAUCGAGACUGUGGAGAACGAGGACGUCAUAGAAACCUAGUUAGUGCAGUACUAAUGCAAAAACAUACUUUUGAAGUCUCAACAGUGCAACGCAGUUGGAUAUAACUGUUAUUUUCCCUUCUUAUGCCAUGAAGAACAUUCUCCUCAAGCUGUGGAUCUUCAUCGCUCCAGCUGUCUUCCUCCCUUCGCUCCGCGCUGCCGAGGAUGAGUACUACACCUGGAAACCGGACUUUUACGAUUACGGCAAAAAAACACAGUGCAUGGACAUUCCCGAGGACCUGAAGUUGUGUUUUAAUGUGGGCUACCACCAAAUGCUGCUUCCCAAUUUGCUGGAGCAUGAAACCAUAGCGGAGGUGAAGCAGCAAGCGGGCAGCUGGGUUCCUCUGGUGCACAAAGCCUGUCACCCCGGCACGCAAGUGUUCCUCUGCUCGCUCUUCGCCCCCGUGUGCCUCGACGCACCCAUAUAUCCGUGCCGCUGGCUGUGCGAGGCUGUCCGGGACAGUUGUAGCCCUAUUAUGCAGGCGUUUGGGUUCCCUUGGCCUGAAAUGCUCAACUGUGACAAGUUUCCCCUGGACGAAGUGUGCCUUUCUAUGAACACCACCAGCAGCAAUGAUACGGACACAUCCCCAGGUGUCCCGUCUGUUUGUCCGCCAUGUGACAAUGAGAUGAACACAGAUGCAAUUUUGGAACACAUGUGUGCCAGUGAAUUUGCAAUCAAGACGAAGAUUAAGGAAGUAAAAACAGACAACUUAGACCGAAAAGUCAUUCUGCAAAAAAAGAGGAAGCCGGUGAAGCGUGGAAAUCUGAAAAAGCAGGACCUAAAAGAGCUUGUACUUCACCUGAAAAAUGGAGCAGACUGUCCAUGCCAACAACUGGAAAACUUAAAGAGCAACUACUUAAUCAUGGGCCGCAGUGUUGGGAAACAGUAUAUAUUGACAGGCAUUCAUAAGUGGGACAAUUCUAGCAAAGAAUUUAAGAAGGCCCUUAAAAAACUUAAAAGCCAUAAAUGUCCAGCUUUUGAGACAGUGUUCAAGUGAUUUUUGAUCAGUUGGUUGCUAAUCUUUGUGAACUUUCCAUUAUAGCAUUAUAUUCGAUUUUACAUUACAGUACAGUAUAGAAAGGAACCAUAGAUGCAACAAUCCAAAUAGUUAGUUUGUUUGCCCAAUAAAUGUCUGAAUACAUACAAUCAAGUGCCAUUUAGUUCACUUUUUAAAAAGUUCUUGAACAUUUCUAACCAACCCAAGUACAAAACACAGUUAUUCACAUUUAUUUACAUUCCAUUAUGCUACAAGUCAGUUGAGUGAGUUCUGCUUUUGCAAACACUGCCUUAUGGUAUAUCUUAAUGUUUUUCUGGUGGAAUAAUAUCUAUAUCCAUGCAAUCUGUUAAUAAUGUUUGUUUUAUAAUAUCCAUCACAGCUAUCAGGUAUUCAGUAAAAUACAUAAGACAUGCAAUAAAGAGAUUUUCUGACAGUUUGUUAUUGCAUAGGAUGCAAAUCACAGUUAAUCAUGCGGUGGAAGGUGUAUAGCAUGCCUGAGGACUUGCACAAUGCACUGUAAUCAUUUAACAUUAAAAGAGAAAAUAUUUUUAAUA
This is a messenger RNA of Cyprinus carpio (common carp), 1660 nucleotides long. It is a transcript of the gene sfrp1b, whose product is annotated as secreted frizzled-related protein 1b. The record is from RefSeq and is a predicted model, not a curated record. Gene Ontology annotation, molecular function: Wnt-protein binding. NCBI's taxonomy places the organism in Eukaryota, Metazoa, Chordata, Actinopteri, Cypriniformes, Cyprinidae. Gene Ontology annotation, biological process: negative regulation of canonical Wnt signaling pathway; non-canonical Wnt signaling pathway; canonical Wnt signaling pathway.